This is a messenger RNA of Puntigrus tetrazona (Sumatra barb), 2003 nucleotides long. RefSeq names its product tumor necrosis factor, alpha-induced protein 2b (gene tnfaip2b). Gene Ontology annotation, cellular component: exocyst. The transcript is spliced from 11 exons. Bases 70 to 1902 code for a protein of 610 amino acids. The record is from RefSeq and is a predicted model, not a curated record. Gene Ontology annotation, molecular function: SNARE binding. Gene Ontology annotation, biological process: exocytosis; exocyst localization. Lineage: Eukaryota; Metazoa; Chordata; Actinopteri; Cypriniformes; Cyprinidae.
GUUUCUUCAAAUCGUUCAACGCCGAGCGAAGGAAAGAAGAUCGAAUUGAAAUUCUGCUCAAGGGAAGAAAUGACAAAGAAGUUCGGAAUGCUAAACUUUUUUAGACGGCAUCCCAAGAAGAACGGUAUUUCAGAGGUUCCCAAUUUCAAGGAUAAUCUACUAGCAUUCCACUUUGUGAAUGCAGGGAAACAGCUGAUCACCCGAGAAGACCGGCUGUUUGAGUUGAGGCAGGAUGGGAUUGGAUCCAAAAUGAAGCUGGUGGAGGAAGAGGAAGAUUCAGAGGCUAGACUAGCCAAAGACUACGAGGACUGGAUGAAGUCGGUGAUGCAGACACUGGAAAACUCCCUGGACCUCCAAAAACCCGAGGAGCAGGAGCUACUCAAAGAAGCAGUUCAAGCCAUCCUGCAGGAGGAGAAGCAGGACAUGCGCUGGGCAGGCUUUGAAGAAAAGCAGCGACCACCGUGGAGACCGAGGAGGUGUAAACAGAACCACGAGGCUCUGCUGGAGCGGCUCGUUCAGAGGAGGAUGGAAGAAGCCCAGUCAGACUCGGGUGAUGAGAUACAUUCUUCCUUGCAGCAGCUGAUCAUUUGCCAAGCGAAACGACUGCAAGAAGACUUGCUGACAGUUGUGACACGGGUGAGCAGCUGCUACCCAGAACAGGAGAAUGUGUGCCAGUUUUAUGCCACACUCUACCAUAAGACCCUCAGUGAAAGACUGAGAGAAGUGGCGGAGUACACACUGUGUGAUGAGGACUGCGUCCUUUUACUGCAGUGGGUGAACCAGGAUUACCCCAAUAUUCUAAAUGGCAAGAAGAUAAAAGAUGUGAUUGAUCACACAAAGCUUGAUCUGCUGCUCCCUGAAGAUAUGAUUGCAACCCUGGAAGAGCAGUUUUUGACCACAGAGGAGAGGGAGGUGAACAAAUGCCUUCACAAAAUUCUGGAGAGAGAAGAAACGGCCUGGAAGGAAGGAGAACUUCCCCAACUGAGAGACAAGGUGUACUGCUGCGAUCAGGCCAUUGAUGUCAUCCAGUGCUUUCAUAAACAUGUAGAGUGCGCUCAGAAGCUGCUAGGCAAUGAGGCAAAAGCACAGAGGAUCACGUGCCAGAUGAAACAUUUUCUGACAGAUUACAAAACAUUUAAUGAGAAGGUCAUGAGGACUAAGCAGACAAACACUGAGGCCGUUUUGAUGGUCAACCUCUCGUGCCUCAUACAGUGCAGGGACUACAUUACGAAGAAUGCACAUCUGUUCCCUGAAGAUGUCAAAACUGAUUGUCUCUCUUUACUGGAGACCAUGACAAAAAGCAGCCAUAGUUACUUUACUUCUAAUAUGCUUAAGGAACUUAAGGACUUGUACAGGAAGGUGGGCUCCAGCGAGUGGCUCAAGGACAGUGAAUGUGUGUGUGAAGAGCUGCUGGAAAAGCUGGACAGACAUACUCAGAAAUUCAACGGCUGGGACAAAAUGUGUCGCCAGGAGCUACUGGGUGGGAUGCAUAAGGAGUUUUUAGCAGAAUAUGUGCGGAAAAUGAUGAAGCAAAAGAUCAAACUUUCAAAUAAAACACAGCAACAGAUGGCAGCAUCAUCACUCUGCAUAAACAGCGAAUGCAUACAUACAUACUUCACUGCAGCCGGAUCAAAUUUGGACUGGUUGAAAGACAUUCUUCCAAAUUUAGCGAGUCUGCUGAAACUACAGGAUCCAGACAGUAUAAAGUUAGAGUUGGUAACUCUGAUGAAGCUUUACCCUGAUCUCAGUGAGCGUCAUAUUUCUGCCUGGCUAAAACUAAAAGGAAAUCUUUCUCCAUCGGACCUCAAGAUGAUCCUGAAGAGUGUGACUUGCAGCCAGUAUCAGUUCAGUGAAACGCAGGACUCUAGCAGGAGCUUCUUUUCCAUAGUGAGGAUAAGAUAAUUUUUUUUUUUCUUGAAAACAUUGCUUGUGUAUAUUUGCCUGUUUGCAAUGAAUUUGUACAUGCUAAAAUUAUUUGUGAAUAAAACAGCAUUUUUACUUUU